GAACACCUGUCUUGUGCCGUGUACUGUAGGGACAGCCAGACUCAGCGGAUCCGCUCUAACAACAUCUGUGUAAAAACAGUCUUAACUGUCUUGUUACCGAUCGCAGUCUCCUUGACAAAUAGCUCGUCGACUGCUGAAGCUGUCAUUUAAGACUUGAACCGGUGUUCGGCUGUUCAGAACCUUACGUCAUACUCAACAUGGUUUCCAUGAUAACCCGGCUCAGCGAUAAACCAUAUAAGUGCAUACCGUGCAACAAGAGCUUCACAGGACCAGCAAGCCAUGCAGAACACAGGGACAGCGACAGGCAUCGUAAACUUUUUUCCACCAAAGUUAUCCCAGACAGAACAAAGGACAAUUAUAUAAAAUGCGAUGUUUGCAAUACUGAGAUAUCUGGGGCCGUAAACCUCAGGCAGCAUGACAACGGUAAGAAGCACAAAAAUGCCAUGGCAGCUCAACUCAAGCGUGAGCAAGUCAUUCUGAGACGUCCUCUCACAAACACAUCCCCUUCCAUCGUAACGUCUCUCAGUGUUUCCCCUGAUAUGACUUCCCUGCAUAGUGUUAGCACAACACAGGGUUCGAGGCCCUUACCGUCUCUGUCAAGCUCCUCAAAUCUGGUCCAGUCACUACAAGCCAGCAUUGAUUCCUUGGACAAGCAUCAAGAAACCAGAGCUCUGGAAUCACCUUCUAGUCUCAGUGACUUGGCCAGUCCGGCUGCCUCCAUGUCAAGCACUGCUAUUACAACCGUGCAACUCUACAGUCCUGACAAUGCACCUGAUGGGAAUCUUCCAUACUCCUCUGAGUUCACGCUACAGCCAAACAGUGGACCAUACCAGUGCAAGACAUGCCAAAAAAGAUUCACAGGGCCAGCAAGCUACGCAGAGCACAGGGACAUCUGUAUCCACAGCGUGCAAUGCUUCUCUAGGGCAGACUCUUCAUCUCCAGCCAAUAAUUACAUUUGGUGUGACAUUUGCAAGACUCGGAUUUCCGGUGUGAUGAACAUGGAAGCACAUGACAGUGGGAAAAAGCACAGAAGGGCUCUGUCUAUGCUUCAGCGUGCUUUAGAUCCUGGGCACCAGCAGGAGACCACAAAAGUGUGCAUCGAAAGUUCUUCCUCCAGAAUUGCCACAGCAAUAUCAGUUCCUGCAGGCAGAACUUCUUCGCUAGCUAUUACACAAUGUGAGAAUGUGCCGUCUGCUGCACGGAUGUUGUGCUUUCCACCUUCUCAACCAGCAGCAGACAACGCCAAUUCCUUGCACACUUUGCAGGAGUUGACUGCUCUAGAUUCAAGCACUUGUGCCUCAAACCUGCACAAUGGCUCCACAUCAGAUGCUGCUGCUUCUGGAACCACAAUCAGAAACCAAGCUAAUAUUCAGGAUUGUUCCACCGAUAAUGAGAGGAAGUACAAGGAACCGGUGAAACCUACGAAGGACAAAGACAAAGAACAAAGUGCAAGCUUCACAAGCAGUGAGGCAGCAGGAAAAAGUUUUCACAUCACACACAGUGCUGUUGAUGUGGUGUACAGCGAUGACGGAACAAAAUGCAGAAUGGGUAACAUCGAAGGUUAUGGUUGCAGGAAAUGUGGAAUCGCCUUGUUUCAAAAUGUGGAGGCCGCACAGCGCCACUACAGAACAGACGGCCACACCGCUAUUGCUGACCCACUGUAGUGGGGCUGCCUCAGUGCAGUUAAUAGCGAAAUGCAGGGCCAAGCUCAGACUUAGUUGUCAGGUGCAAUUUCGUACUCAUUUUAUGACCAGCUGCACACUUGGUUCCUUUUGCAUGGCACGACAGCAGUCUUCACAGCAACAGCUGUUACAGGUACUAUGCAUGACUAUACUAAUUGGUAUGUCAUUAUUGAGAAAAUGAAGGACCAAGAUGACACAAGAGAAAGUGGACACAUACAAGUGCUCACUCGCUACUGAGUCAUUACUGUGCCUAAAAGAAAACAAGAAUAAAUCAAGGAAUAAUGAAAACAAAAAGCAAGGCUCCCAUAAAUGGCAACUAAGCUGCAGUUCUUCAAAUGCUUUCUACCCCGACAGUGAUCCUGUAUUUUACUGAACUGACUAGAAAUGUUGGGAUAUGAUUUCUUGUUUCUCUUUUUUUGUCUAUUUUAGACACUAAAUAUAUAUUUGCAUUGUCCCUAUGUUGUUAAUGACUUUGUACUUUUCCUGACUUUUAUGCAGUGCUUAUGUGAUACCCUUUACAUUAUACAUUCUAUGGAAGCACAGCUUAUAUUUGUUAAACAGCCUAGAGGUGACGUCAUUCAAGGGCUGGGUCGAGCCAUUAGCUAUUGUUAAAGAGACACUUAGCUUACUGUAGAGCUUUGCAUGUGAAGCUUUCAUACUGAGCUGUACUAAGCUUGAUCUACCUUACCAAUUUCACAAAAGAAGCCUUAAGCCAUCAUUUGAAUAUAUUUUCUCUUUCAUGUGUGUUGCAUUGGACGGUGCAUCCUCCUGGUUUGUACAUUUAUUAUUCUCUUUUUUUUUUCACAAUUAUAAUACUUUCAAUCAGCAAUUAAAGUGCUGAUGGCAUAAAUUGCAGGAUUCUGUGCCCUGAAAAUACCCGUGUCUCUUGCACUUUAGUGAAAGUUGUUAGAUUAUCUUCUUUGUCACGAGUUCAAUAAAACAAAUGAGUUCACAGAAAUGUGCAAGCUAUGGCUAUGAAAAACAAUUUUUCACCUCCAUAAUAAAGCUGAAGUUUUAAUAUAAAUUCGUCCUGGUGCAAAAACCAAAAGCAAUGAUAUCAUCUUAACAGGGCCUCGUUGGCGAAUUGAAUUAGUUUUGAAUUAUCAAAGUCUAAACUGACAUGAGUCUGAUUGUUUCUUUCUUUCCUUUCUAUUUUUUUAAAGUUCUUUCGUAAGAAUUUGCUCCAGAGCAUAUGAGGGAUAAAAUACAAUCAAAUAAGAGCUUGUAUAUAUUUAUUUGUGUUCUGUGCCAAUCCCAUGUUCUAACCGAUGUGAGCAGUAUGAAGAUAUUGUAAACCAUUUUGAGUGCCUCAUUUGCAAGUUGUGUAUAUGCAUUGUUCCUACUUCAGUACUGCAACACUUUGUUCCUACCGCAGUCAACUCGGAUUCACUCCAACUCACAGGGACUAAUUAUGUUUCUUUAAAAUAUCAGGACAGUGUCUGCUCUGGUGUCAAAUAAAAUAAAGUUAAAAUAGUAUUUGCAAA
Molecule: messenger RNA, 3166 nt
Organism: Dermacentor andersoni
Lineage: Eukaryota; Metazoa; Arthropoda; Arachnida; Ixodida; Ixodidae
Molecular function (GO): nucleic acid binding; zinc ion binding
Source: RefSeq, a predicted model, not a curated record